AACAGGUAAGUUUUGGAGCGAAGCAGCCCGAGAUUCCAGUUGUGGUGUCGUGCACGCUUGAAUGUUUUCGCGUUACCGCUCUGUUACUUGUAUCUUCUGAGUGUGCAUUGAAGAAAAGAUAAAAAACGCUAACAAAGUUUCGGUGGUGUAGUUUGCUGGUGAGCGUAAGGGAUUUAUGUGAUCUGGCCAAGUGGAUACCGAAAACUUUCCUAGAGAUCUGCCAUAGAAAAAGGAGCUGAAAUUCGUAUCAACAACAUUCGGAAUUGCAAUAAACUAUAUCCGUCGACUAGCUGUGCACUGAUCAGCAGGUGAAAUGAGACGAAACAUUGGAAUUUCGUAAUACCUACGCGAUUGCGGCUUACUUCAUGCAUGGUUAGAUGAAGCAACUCCCUGGUUAGGCUGGUACGACAUUGGAACAAGGCUCACUAGAAAACCAUACGCAAUUUACCUUAAAGAUCCUUGCGUCCAGGAUGCUGAAGCUGAACAUAGUAGUAAAUGGCAUUACCGAUUGCUUGUAGGUUGACCAGUGUCAUCUCUUCAAGACAACGUCUAGAUACUGUCAAGGACAUACGAACCUAGUCAAAACGCCUAUGAGCUUCUAUUUACCAUCUCUAUCGUUCCCGAUCUCAUAGACCAAAAUCCAGCCUAGGACCCUAGGAACCAUGCCGCGAAAACUUCUCAAGUUUCUUAUAAUCUUUGAUAACACAUCCCUUCUUUACUUCCCUGGACAGUUUUUGUCAGGACGUGUAUUACUCGAAUUGCAAGAUGAUACUCCAGCGUUGGGGUUGCAUUUUCAUGUAGUUGGUGAAGGGGUGGUGCGUGUUGGAUCGGCCCGUCAGGAGCGAACCUACGAUAAGGAGAAUUACAUUGAUUUUCGAAUGAAACUAUUGGGAGAUGCUGAUCAAGGACCUUCAGUUUUAUCACCGGGAAUUCAUAGCUUUCCAUUUAAAUUGGGUCUACCACUUGGUCUGCCUUCGACAUUCCUGGGGCGUUACGGUUGGAUACAAUACUAUUGUAAGGCGGCAUUGAGGGAGCCAACAGGAUUGAUACAUAAAAAUCAUCAAGUCUUUAUUGUGAUGAAUCCGAUCGAUCUGAAUUUGGAACAGGCAAUAUUAUCGCAACCAUUCAAGUGCGAUGUAGAACAUAAACUUGGAGUAGCCUGUGUUGGAGGAGGUACAGUCAAAUGUCGCGUUGCACUCGAUCGUGGUGGAUACGUACCCGGAGAGAGUAUAUCAGUAAAUGCUUUCGUUUCGAAUGGCAGUAACGUUACAAUCAAGCGUACGAAAGCCGCACUUACAGAGACGAUUGAAUAUAUGGCCCGAGGAAAAGUCGUACAAGUUGAAAAACGCGAACUAGCUGUUAUAUCACGUAAUAAAAUUCGUCCCGGUGAUAAAGACGAAUGGCAAAAUGAAACACUAUAUGUUCCUCCAUUGCCACCAACAAAUCUACGUGGAUGCCAUUUAAUUAAAAUACAAUAUGAUGUAUUCUUUUUAAUUGAACCUAAAUCCUUAGAGAAACAAAUAAAGCUCCAAUUGCCAAUAAUGUUAGGAACAUAUCCAUUUAGAAAUUCUGGAGCUGAUGUAACAAAUACUUGGCCUGAUUCGGUACUUAAGCCGGACACACAUUAUCCUUCAACGUUGCCAAUAUUUCGCCCGUGGCUUCAUGAAAAGGCGGAAACAAAUUAAGGAAAAAAGGGAUAAGACUAGGGAAGAUGUAGAAAAAGGGAUUCAUAUAGUAUAACAUGAAGGUAUAGAGUUUGUAUUCAAUGCUAAGAGCGAACUUUUUCUCAUGCUAAAGACAAAAACCGAUAAUAUCUGGGGAAAGACAAUGAAAAAGGAAGCAAAUCUGCCGAGAAAAACCACUUGUGAACUUUUAAAAAAGUAACUCUUGUUGCAAUUCAUAUAUAUAAAUAAAUUUAGUUCUUUUUCUCUUCUUAACAAAACUCAUUUAAGCUUAACAGUAAUAUUUUAAUUCAAUAAGUUAUUUGUUUAUUAAAUGUAAAUACAUUGAAAGUAUUAAUAUGUGAGAAUAAUUAUUGUAAAAAAAAUGCUUACUAUUACUGUAAUACAAUUUUUUCAAAGUCUUAAAUAAAUGCCUGAUUAAUUUCA
Messenger RNA from Hermetia illucens (black soldier fly), 2108 nucleotides. It is a transcript of the gene Vdup1, whose product is annotated as arrestin domain-containing protein 4. The record is from RefSeq and is a predicted model, not a curated record. Gene Ontology annotation, biological process: protein transport. NCBI's taxonomy places the organism in Eukaryota, Metazoa, Arthropoda, Insecta, Diptera, Stratiomyidae. Gene Ontology annotation, cellular component: cytoplasm. The transcript is spliced from 3 exons. Bases 663 to 1685 code for a protein of 340 amino acids.